UGGCUUUUACCGAACAUAUGUAGUUGAGUUUUCUUUUUCCCAUUUAUUAGUAUCAUAGAGGUUCACGUUUCUUGUUUUAGAUCGUCCCAUAUCGAACUUAUUCCUAGAUGUUUUUUAAAGUGAAGUACGGAGUGGACCAGACAGUGCUUGUAAAUCCAAACUGUAUUGUGAAAUUGAUAUAUGAGUAUUUAAGGAUAACAGCUUCGGUUCCAGAUGAUAUGGAGAUCGAUUUGUACGACGAGAAUGGAAAAGCGUCCGAGUUAUAUGCUACGCGAGUUAAUGUAAAUGGAUUAACGAAAUUUACUCCUAGGGCUACCUAUUAUCUUGUGAUAUUUGAAAAAGAUCAAACAGGAAGGAUUUCAAGCGCAAUUAUAGGGGCUCAAAAGAACACUAAAGCUUACAAAAACAUUUUAAUCAAAUUAUUCGGAAAUAAAAGGCAAAGUGGAAGAAGUAUUACUUCGCGAAAAAGUGGUUUACUUAAAAAAAAAACAUCUAAAACAUCUUUUAGCAGUAAUGAUGGUUUUGAAUUAAAACAAACGUUCUCGGAAGAAAUCGGACAUGGGCCUGGAGGUGACGCUCAUAGCUUGUUGAAAGUGGCACUAUCAUCGGAAAGCACUGGUUCAUAUGUCGGGAGAGCAAUCGAAAAUGGUGAAGAAAUGCCGCGUUUUUAUGGCCGGAUUGUGUACAGUGAAGAUAUGCCGCAUUUUUAUGGGCAGAUUGUGUACAAAGAUGACGGUACGCAGUUGGUCGACGAAGAAGGUGCGCCCCUCCUUCUAUUGCUCGGAAGCGAUCUCACACCGAUAACCAAUGCCGACGGUUCUUCCUUAUACGCUGCUGGAGGUGUAUUACUAUCGGGGAGUGACAAUAAACCAUUGGUUGGACUCGAUGGAAGAAGCUUAUUCAGUACCGAGGGUCAAAUGGUGCGCAAUUACGACGGUACUGUAUUUAAGGACGAAGAAGGGCAGCCUGCUUUUCUCACCCCUGGAAAAGUAUUAAAAGACUCAGAGGGGCAUGUUCUGUACAGUGCACAUGAAAAGACGAUUCUUGGGAGUUCGGGUCAAUAUGCCAUUGGACUUGAUGGGCGUAAUUUGCAGCAAGAAUCUAGAAUAUAUCAACAGUCGUCACAAGAAAAUAUCGAGUACGUGUCAAAACCUGUCCUGGACGUCACUGGAUCGCCUAUUUUCGACAAAGACGGAAACCCAGUAUAUACCACCUUGUUGCCUCACUUUGGGGAUGACGGCAAACCUAUUUUAGACGAGGAUGGCCGGCAGUUAUAUGUUGAGGCGAAUCCGUUGUACGGUCCGGAUAAAAUGCCAGUACAGCUUCCAAAUGGAUCACUCCUUUAUGUAGGGGAAUUGAAAAGAUUAUAUACUUCUAAAGGUAAAGCUGCUGCGGAUAAUACUGGUCGACCGUUAUAUAGUGGUAACGUGAAAGUCCUUUACGGAGCUAAGGGGAAACCGAUUGUUGGGAACCACGGGAAAGUGUUAUACGGUCACGCCAAGAAAAUUAUGCGCAGACCGGACGGCGGCGUUUUGAAAACAAAAGAGGGAACAGUUAUGCAUUGGCCAUCAAAACGACCUCUUUACACUAAGGGCGAUGUGAUAAUUUAUGGUGGAAACAGUCGUCGUCUAAAAGAAAAAGACGGUAAAACUCUCGCUUGGCCGGAUGGUAAACCAAAAUACGGAGUAGUGGGUGACCUCAAGUUUACGUCAGACGGCCAAAUCGCGCUUGGGCCUGAUGGAUUGCCAAUAUAUUUGCCACCUGGACGUAAUAUGUUCGGGCUCGAUGGAAAUCCGAUAAGCGGCCUGAAUUGGACGAAACUCGUCGAUCGAAGUGGAAGGCCGAUGUACGAUGAAAAAGGCCGGCCGCUUUAUGGAGUUGAUGGCGAUGCGUUGUAUGGACCUUCCUCACAAAAACCGAUGUUUAAUCAAAAGGGUGAAAUUCUCAAAGGCGAAGAUGGAAAACCAAUGUACUGGCCCGACGAUUCCUUGAUAUACAACGCGGAAGGAGAAUUCCGCGAUUUGUUCUACGGGAAACCUAUAAUACAGAACAACGGCAAACUGCUUCUUGACGCUAAAGGUGCUCCAGUUAUGGCACCACAUUUUGAAGGUAUGACAAAGGCCUACAUGUACAAGCCUGCAGAAGAUCCUACUAAUUGGGUAACUAAAGGGCCAUCACAUAAAGCUCAAAUAAAAGACGCAGACAUUUAUCCAAAUGCUGCUACACAAUCUUGGAUGUGGAAUAAACCAAAAUCCCAAGGAGAUGAAUGGAUUGCUAGACACCUCAUUCCUAGGGAUACAUUCACUAAAGACACGUUGAGACAUCCUUUUUCGAAAAAGGAUGUACAAACCAAUGAGCCACCUGUAAAUUAUUAUCCGGUCGAUAAAGUGAAAGACACGGCCUCGGUCGAUGGAGGUGGUGAUUGGGCAGUAAUCGAUCCAAAAUGCAUUAAAAGAAUUUCAGAGUUGCAAAAAAGACCCCAAACUACCCCCUCAUACAAUUCAGCCAAAAUGACAGAUGCCGACUAUCUACUUCUCUUGCAUCCUCAUAUGGGAAAAUUUAAGCAGAGUCACGGAACAUACCUGUAAAAAUAUCAUAAGAAAUAAUGUAACGGCAUUCGAUAAGCAACCAUGUCUGGUAUUUACUUUCAUCGUUUUCUGGUGUACUAGUAAACAAACAGUAAUAUUUUUACACAAAUAAACGUGUCACCUGCAGAUUCUUCAAGA
This is a messenger RNA of Cimex lectularius (bed bug), 2726 nucleotides long. RefSeq names its product mesocentin-like. Lineage: Eukaryota; Metazoa; Arthropoda; Insecta; Hemiptera; Cimicidae. Bases 108 to 2588 code for a protein of 826 amino acids. The record is from RefSeq and is a predicted model, not a curated record. The transcript has 4 exons.